AAAAAAAAAAAAACAACGUGACCAGCCCCUUUUCCAUUCCCAUGGAUCGUAUUACUGGAGUCUCCAGCUCGGAGACAUCUGCUGCGCUGCGCCGCUGAACAACAGAGCGCGUCCCCGCGUCCCCCCACCCUGCGACCGAGCCCGACUCCCAUGGUGCCCCACUUCUCAACCCCCCUAUUCCCGUUGUUUGCAUGAGGAACCACGGUGCAUGUGGCCCGGCUGUAGUCCAACCAGCAGGCAGGACCGCGUCCCUCCCUGCGUCCUUCCUGCUCCAUCCCGGCGGCGGCGGCGGAGCGAGCAGCAGCAGCAGCAGCGGCGGCGGCGGCGGCCGGUGCCACGGAGCCAGCGCCACAUUUCUUUUUGUCCUCACGGCUCUCGGUAACGUUGUUAGAAAGGAGGACCACGUAGGGCGGAUGAACACAAAUGUGUAAACAACCCUGAACCGAGAACGAGGUUCAGGUUUUUUCCCCCACUCUUUUUGUUUGUUUUGGACACCAUGGAGUCUGUGGAGAAGGAGUGUGGAGCGCUGGGUGGAUUAUUCCAGGCCAUCGUUAACGACAUGAAGAGCUCGUACCCUGUGUGGGAAGACUUCAGUGCCAAGGCCACGAAGCUGCACUCUCAACUCAGGACCACAAUUCUGGCAGCUGUAGCCUUUUUAGAUGCCUUUCAGAAGGUGGCGGACAUGGCCACCAACUCUAGAGGUGCCGCCAGGGACAUUGGCUCAGCUCUGACAAGAAUGUGCAUGAGACACCGCAGCAUCGAAUCAAAACUACGCCACUUCACCAAUGCUCUCAUGGAGGGGCUGGUUACACCUCUCCAAGACAGGAUAGAGGAAUGGAAGAAGACAGCCAACCAGCUGGACAAAGAUCAUGCCAAAGAAUACAAGAGGUCUCGUCAGGAAAUCAAAAGGAAGUCACUUGAUACGCUCAAACUCCAGAAGAAAGCAAGAAAAGAGCUUCUAGGGCGGGGGAACCUGCGCCCCCAGCUGGACAGCGCCAUGCAGGAUGUCAGCGACUUGUACCUGCUGAUGGAGGAGACGGAGAAGCAGGCGGUGCGACGAGCGCUUCUGGAGGACAGAGGCCGUUACUGUUCAUUCAUCGGCUUACUUCAGCCAGUGGUGAAUGUAGAAAUUGCCAUGCUCGGAGAAAUAACGCAUUUACAGGCCAUUGUUGAUGACCUCACCGGGUUGACUGAAGACCCGCACAAGCUGCCGCCUGCCAGUGAGCAGGUAAUCCGGGACCUUAAAGGCUCCGACUACAGCUGGUCCUAUCAGACCCCUCCUUCCUCCCCCAGCAGCACAAACUCCAGGAAGAGCAGCAUGUGCAGCUUGCUUCAGAUGCCCUCAGCAGGAGCUCAUCGGCUCAGCAGCGUGUCCUCCCACGACUCAGGCUUUGUGUCCCAGGAUGCCAACACCCAUUCCAAGCCUCCGUCACCCAUGCCCUCUGAUAUCACCAGCCAGAAAUCCACAAGCUCAGCCUCCUCUGAGGCAUCAGAAACCUGCCAGUCUGUCAGCGAGUGCAACUCUCCUACAGCGUAUGGCUCAUGCUCAUCCUUCGGUACCUUCCGCCCUGCUUUUUCUCACACUGGCACCAUCAGGCCUCUCUCUGUCAUAGCCCCUGCGUCCCCCACAUUUACCCACUCACCUGGAUCCAACAAUCCUUCACCUACAUCAAAGGUUCCUAGCUGGAAGGACUGGGCCAAAUCAAGUCCCUGCGAGGCUCCGUUGAGUGGCACUCUGCAGCGCAGGAGGGAGUCCGUGGAAAAGAUGAGAGAGAUGGAGGCUCCGCCCAGUCCACAGGGAUACCCUGGGAUGCAACCAGGUGAUCCGUACAGAGCGAGGAGUGGCCCGGGAAUUAUUACAGCCAAGCACGGAGAGCCCCUGUCUCCAGCGGCCACUACUUUAGCUAUGGUUCUGACCAGAGGCUUGAGCAUGGAGCAACAGAAGAGCAGCAGGGACUCGCUGCAGUACUCCAGUGGCUACAGCACCCAGACCAACACCCCUUCCUGCUCCGAGGACACCAUCCCAUCCCAAGGUUCGGAUUAUGAGUGCUACUCUCUCAACGGGGAUGCUGACAGCGAGGGCCAGGCAGACUUUGACAAGUCGUCUACCAUCCCACGCCACAGCAACAUUGCUCAGAGUUACCGCCGCAUGAUCCAGACCAAAAGACCUGCCAGCACGGCGGGCCUGCCUGCGGGAAAGAGCCUGCAGGGGACGCCGAACGGCGCUGGGGGAGGCGGCUCCCGAACCGUCUCCUCUGGGACGGCCACCAUUCGACGGACGCCGUCCUCCAAAACCGGUGUGAGACGCACGCCGUCCACGUCUGGCCCCAUUCCCAUUCGACCACCCAUCGUGCCGGUUAAAACCCCCARGGUUCCAGACUCUCCAGGAUGUGCCAGUCCGUCUCCACGUCGUAAAGGCAGUGAAGAGUUUCUGCAUGGUGAUGACCCAUCUGCUGGUGACUACAUGAGGGCUUCUCCAAAGAGGAUGAGCCUCCCUGACACAGCCUGGGGCUGUGGAGGGGGAGGAGGGGUGGACAGGACUGUUUACGCUCAGCAGGCCCCCGGCGUGGCUGCUGCCCACAGUGUCGAGGAGGACCCUCAGCUUGCUGCCAACCGUCACAGCCUGGUGGAGAAGAUAGGAGAGCUGGCGGCCAGCGCACACGCCCUCGGUGAGGGUCACUUCCCUUUCCCCAGCUUCAUAUCGGGGGACGCGGCUCAGAGCGCGCCCCAGGACCUGUCCCCAACAGACAUGGGGGACGUGGAUAUGCUGGUGACCAUUCGCCGCGGGGUAAGGCUGCGCAAGACAGUAACCGAUGACAGGUCAGCUCCCAGGAUCCUUCGGUAAUCGAAAGUGAGGCGAAGCUCCGAGGAAGCCGCUGCGGUGCCCUUAUUUACAAACUGAAGCUUAGUAAUCAAAUACAAGAGCACUCGUGUAACACAGAGGACGGAACAGGAUGAAUAAAGGCCAGUUGAGGAAGAAGUGACUAUAAACCCUGAUGAGUCAUGUCCUUGUUUGUAUUGCGUACAAAAGUAAUCUGUAUUUUUGUUUUCUUUUAUUUCAUUUUGUUUUGUUUUGUGGGCUUUGUUGCUGUUCUUUUCUGCUCCCUGUGUGGCCAGUGGUUUCAGCCCAGUUUGUCUCUGUGGACCCUGUGAUGCGUCACUCAUCGGGGGGGUGGAGGGGGUGGGGGGGUCAAUUGUUCUGUGUCAUGAUUAUUAAUUUCCUGUGCAUUUUUCAGCUGAAUAAAGCCACCUGUCAGUGACCGGCGCAGAGCUUUGUAAAACURGUUGUUUUUUUUUUCUUCUUUUUGUUACUGCCCAAGUACCGUAUUACUGUUUCAUUUCAUAAGCAUCAGCUGUAAUUUCAUGUAAAGAUAGAAGCAAUAUGUUUUUAUUGCUGUCCUGUACUGUCAAUAUACCUUGCAAUUAAACAGGCUUUUUACUGUAAAA
Austrofundulus limnaeus is the source of this 3447-nucleotide messenger RNA. It is a transcript of the gene mtss2, whose product is annotated as MTSS I-BAR domain containing 2. The transcript is spliced from 16 exons. Gene Ontology annotation, biological process: cell projection assembly; plasma membrane organization. Gene Ontology annotation, molecular function: phospholipid binding; actin binding. NCBI's taxonomy places the organism in Eukaryota, Metazoa, Chordata, Actinopteri, Cyprinodontiformes, Rivulidae. Gene Ontology annotation, cellular component: actin cytoskeleton; cytoplasmic side of plasma membrane. The coding region runs from base 497 to 2845 and encodes 782 amino acids. The record is from RefSeq and is a predicted model, not a curated record.